Molecule: messenger RNA, 2915 nt
Organism: Salmo salar (Atlantic salmon)
Lineage: Eukaryota; Metazoa; Chordata; Actinopteri; Salmoniformes; Salmonidae
Product: KATNB1-like protein 1
Cellular component (GO): nucleolus
Molecular function (GO): microtubule binding
Source: RefSeq, a predicted model, not a curated record
UGUACAUUGAGUGCAUUUAUGAAUCCCCAACAGUGUCUGGUCAUAGUUGAGAAAAGUAACAAGGGCUCGAGUUGGGUUAAGAAACCAAGGCGAAAGGAUAGCAAAACCAGCUCGUGAGAUCAGAACAUCUUAGAAAGUCUAUCAACACUGACAGGAUAUUGAUGAUGGACUCGGAGGAGCCCGAGGAGCAUGAUAGUGACGAGGGAGAAUAUCAAAGCCUUGAAGAGCAGGACAUGGUCCAGUACAGAGUAUGCUACUCUCAUCCAAAGUACACCAAGGAGUUGGAUUUCUGUAAAAAGGAAGACGUUAAGAAGAAGAGAUGUCCGGCAGGUCGUUCAGGGAACAACCCUGGGAGACAGAAGCGGGUUGUGUCGUGUAAGAGGAAGACCCACCAUCUCAAUAUCUGUCGAAGGAAGCAGCCAGCCACAUGGAAAACUUAUGAUGUGGCCAACAAGGAGAACGAAAUGGCCUGUGUGCAGGACAUGGAAGAGAUAUUCUAUAUGGACCCAUGGGAGUUUCCACUCACUGUCCCUCAUCCUAACAAGACUGAUGAGGCUGGUUCAAAAAACAGUGACUACUUCACAGAGUUGUCAAAAGACCACAACACAAUGACAGAGGUGCUCUUUGGAAGAAAUCUGAGACUGAGUGUAGCUUUGACCCUGUGGCAAAGAAAUGUUGGAGAACUGCUUACGUAUUUUUUAAGGAUCCAAGACACUGGUGUGUUUGUUGAUUUUCUUCCAGUGAUAACAAAAAGCCUUGAUGGUGAGUCAGAGUCACCCAGCGUUUCCAUUGGCUGUUGUGUUGACCUUUUCCCCCUAGUGAAAAAGGUCCUCACUACUCCAUAUGAAGAGCACCUGGUAGCUGGUUUACGAUUGGUACAAUCAGUAUUAAGACAUUGGUGGCCAGAGCUCUCAGCAAGUGGAGGAACUGACACACAUUCUAUGGAUGGAAAUAUCCAAGUGUUCAAACAGCAGCUAAAGGAGUUUUGGAACCAGGAGCCUCAUUUGAGUUCAGUUCCAGGAAGUGCAGGUGAAAUAGCAAAGGUUAUAGACUAUUACCUGUUACAAUUGCCCUGAUCGCAAUGGUGGCCCAUGCCAAGCUCCAGUCCAGUCCUGAUGACUUGUCAUUGUAAAGUUGGAAACCACAUACGAACACAAUAGACUUGUGAUACAAUGAUCUGCACUACUUGACUUUUGAUGUGGGGAAAAGCAUUACCAGAUUAAUUUGAGGGCUCCUAAACAGUGCCCAAAGAGUGCCUGCUGAAGAGUGCCAGAGAGCCACUCCAGACAAUGAUUGUUCCUUGUUAUUUUUUAAGAAUUUUAAUUACAAUUUGAGAUGACCAACCUUUGUCCAAAAUUGCUAACAUGACUUCACCUCACUAAAUUUCAAUGGUAUGAAAUUAAUCCAAAGGAUGAAAGUGUGUGCAAUUGAUUGGUUACAGUAGAGAACCAAUUGAAGUUGUGUUGGAUGAAUUAAAAUGGUACUUGAAAUUGUUUUAUUGUAAAUUAAUACAUUAUUUUGAAAUGAAAAUGCCAGUAAUGUUAUGUGACACCUUUGUGUUCAGCCAGGCAGUUAUUUUUCAGAGUGGAAUGGUUGGCUGUUGGUUGAUGGAGUCGGAGAGAAAGGGUAGAGAGAGGGAGUACACUGAGUGGUGAGAGAGAAGAGAUGAGUCUCAGUGGGAGCAUGUUGGCCAGUGCCGACAGCUCCAGAGUGACUGUCAGCCAGGUAGCAGUACAGCACAAUGAGUUAUUAGCAACCGCCACUGCCCCGAAAGCAAAGCUGAGGUUUUCAUGUAUUUUUAGUCAGGCUAUACUGAAAUACUCCAAGCCCUAGUUAGAGCCGAACUAGGGCUGAGAGUAUAACUACGUUUUUAUUUGUCAGGUCACAUGGUUAGGAAAGAUUCCUUCCGCUAUUCAUAAGGUACUUGUAUGUGUUGUCUUAGUGCAGAGGUCCUCCAAAAUAAUGAAGAAAUGUGUUUCAAUUGUGAGAGCAAAAUUGCAAGAUUACGUUAUAAUACUUUUAUUGCAUCAAAUGGUUGUUCUAUUCAACAGAAUAGAGUAUUCUUAUCUAUUGUGUGUGUGUUCUACUGAGGAUGGGCCUCUGGGAGAUAACACUGACAGGAGAUUUACGUGCAGGUGACUGUAUCAUAACCUUCCCAGACAAAUUGCUAGAAUGCUUAGAAAAUGUGUUGGUGGUUGAAAUAGGAGACAGUGCUGAGUUUCUUGGAAGGAGGCUGAGCCAGUGCUAUAGCAGCUGGUCAUGUGCAGGAACCCAUACAAUGAGUUAUUGCUUUUAUGCUUCUUGGUUUAUGUAGAAUAUAUGCAUUUUUGACAUGUGAAUGAAUGUUCUUAAAUCUUGUAAUUUUCUUUUAAGUUGAGAGGACUCUCGAAAUGGGGGAAUGCGAGAGCAAAGUUGCAAGAUCACGUUAUAAUACUUUUAUUGCAUCAAAUGGUUGUUUCAUUCAACAGAAUAGAGUAUUCUUAACUAUUGUAUGUGUGUUCUACUGAGGAUGGGCCUCUGGGAGAUAAAACUGCCAGGAGAUUUACGAUGUCUUUUGGGUGAUAAAACCUAAAGAGCAUUCUAGAGCAUGGAUUAAUGUUUUUGUUCUAUACCGUACCAGGGAGAGAUGGUUCCAGUUUGGAGUCGGAGUGACAGACACUGGUCUGUACAAUGAAAACUGUUGACACAGCAGAUACUGUCUGCUAUGUAUUAUAGGUAUCUUUCAUACAAAUCUUAACCUUGUGACCCAUUCUAUAUAUCUGUUGUUCGUCAUGUCGGUUGAAAGGGGUGUAUGUUGGCAAUAAAAGACCUUUGUACUUUUGUCUCGGGGCUCUCAAGGAAUCAUCAGAGACGGUGAUUCGUCGACCAGCCAUCGCUAUUGCAAAGCUCUCACUAAUAAAGAUUCAGUUUAAGUA